AUGCUUUUAUUGCCUUUCUUUCAGGAAGCCAUAGGCAGCGGAUCAUUUGGUAAAGUUUACAAGGGGACAUAUCGUGGCAAAACAGUCGCCAUCAAGCGAUAUCGCGCAGUUGCGUUUGGCUCGAAAAGUGAGGUUGAUAUGUUCUGUCGGGAAGUGUCAAUCCUCAGCAAGCUCCAGCAUCCAAAUGUGAUCACGUUUGUGGGUGCCUGCUUGGAUGAUCCAAGUGUGAGUUAG
Molecule: messenger RNA, 234 nt
Organism: Gongylonema pulchrum
Lineage: Eukaryota; Metazoa; Nematoda; Chromadorea; Rhabditida; Gongylonematidae
Source: the annotation of a GenBank genome assembly